AUGGCAAAAUCCCCAUCUCGCUUUUCUUAUUCAAAAGCAUUUAGAAUGCCUCUUGAACGCAGUGACAUUGGAAUCCGCAAAUCUGCUGAUUUCAGUUCUAAAGAAAAAACAAGGCGUCCAAAUUUUAACAGCAUUAUAGAUGACGCAAUUUUAUUAUUCCGUUUAAAAUUAACCAAUAAAUACCCUUUUUACUAAUAAAAAGGCAAUUUUAAUAUCUAAUUAUACCAUUUUCAAUUAAAAAAGCAUAAAAACAGAAUACAAUGAUUUACUCAUUACAACUCCUAACAAACCUACAUCUCCUGCUCGUAAACUUUUAGUUUCUCGUGCAGUCCAGCGUGUAGAAACUCAAAACUCCCCACGUCAUAAAAAGGAAUUUUCAAUUGAAGAUCCAACGGAAAUUGAACCUCCUCGAAAAACUCCUGAAAUGUACACAACAACAAUCAAGCAGCCGACUUCUAGUUAUAAAGAGCCUUUUAAGCCUAUUGAGGAUCUAGAAAAGCAGUACCAAGACUUAUAUAAAGAAUUUACUGAAAAUGAAUAUAAAAGGAGCAAAAUUUUAUAAUAAAAAUGGCUGAAUAUUGGCUUAUGGUAAAUUAUAAUAAAUAUUCAUAUAAAUAAAAUAUAGAAGAUUUGUCUGACGAAUUACAAGGAAUUAAAGGAAAAUACCAAAAACUCUUAUCGGAAAGAGAAAAUGAGAAAAUCCACUGGGAGAAAUACAUAGCAGAAUUAGAAAAUCAGCUAAAAACGAGUGGAAAUGAUAGGGAAAGCAUAGAAAGUGAUAUAGAAAAUAUUUCUAGGAGAAUUGAGGAAGCUGGAAACAAACAAAUAAUUUUGUUACAAAAGAUUAAGUAA
This is a messenger RNA of Blepharisma stoltei, 852 nucleotides long. The record is from the annotation of a GenBank genome assembly. NCBI's taxonomy places the organism in Eukaryota, Ciliophora, Heterotrichea, Heterotrichida, Blepharismidae.